Molecule: messenger RNA, 815 nt
Organism: Contarinia nasturtii (swede midge)
Lineage: Eukaryota; Metazoa; Arthropoda; Insecta; Diptera; Cecidomyiidae
Product: putative ankyrin repeat protein RF_0381
Exons: 7
Coding region: 7-582 (191 amino acids)
Molecular function (GO): protein binding
Source: RefSeq, a predicted model, not a curated record
UAUUAUAUGUUUAAAUAUUUAGUUGAACAUGGAGCAAAUAUGAAUGCUACAACUGACGAAAACUGUACAACUUUAUCUUUGGCUGCUGAAAAUGGUAACGUGGAGAUGGCCAAAUAUCUUGUCGAACACGGAGCUGAUGUUAAUUCUAGAGACAAAGAUAAUCACACACCACUUUACUGGGCAUCUCAACAUUAUUUACCAUAUGUACAUUUGAAAUUGGUUGAGUUGUUAAUCACUCAUGGUGCAAACGUAAAUGCCGAAGAUAAUCGUAAAUGGACGCCACUCCAUAAGGCUGCUCGAAGUGGCAUAUUUGAAAUUUUCAAAUAUUUAGUUGAACAUGGAGCAAAUAUAAAUGCUACAACUGACGAAAACCAUACAACUCUGUUUAUGGCUGUUGCAAGUGGUAACAUGGAGAUUGUCAGAUAUCUUGUCGAACAUGGAGCUGAUGUGAAUUCUAGAGACAAAGAUAAUCACACACCACUUUACUGGGCAUCUCAACUUUAUUUACCAUAUGAAAACGUUAUACAAAUAAAACGGUUCUUGAUUUAUCAUGGAGCAGUUGAAAAUGCGGAAGAAAUAUAAAAUAAAACACCUCAUGACAUCGAUGACGGGAAAUUAAAACCGGAGUUGAUGUUGCCACGAGUCAAAAGUUGUAAAAUUGUUAAAAGAAUCAUAGAGUCAACAGACACUUUCAUCCUAAAAAUCGAAACUAAAUCAAACGCAAACUGAAUAACUUUGAAAUCGAUAGCAAAAUAAAUCAUCAAACUUCAAUAUUCGCAGCCAUACAUAGUUCCGAUAUUGAUGCACCUUCGAAU